Molecule: messenger RNA, 1032 nt
Organism: Dipodomys spectabilis (banner-tailed kangaroo rat)
Lineage: Eukaryota; Metazoa; Chordata; Mammalia; Rodentia; Heteromyidae
Gene: A4gnt
Product: alpha-1,4-N-acetylglucosaminyltransferase
Exons: 2
Coding region: 1-1032 (343 amino acids)
Biological process (GO): protein O-linked glycosylation
Molecular function (GO): acetylglucosaminyltransferase activity
Source: RefSeq, a predicted model, not a curated record
AUGCUGAAGGAGCUCCAGGUGUCCCUGUCGCUGGUCCUGCUACUUGCCUGUGGCUUUCUCUACCGGCUCAGCCUGAGGUCCCGCUGCCUCUUCUCCUGUCUGCCUCCUUUCAAGUCCCCCCAGGGGUCCGAGGACCUCUUGCGUCAAGGCCGCAGUAUAGUAUUCAUAGAGACCUCCGAGAGAAUGGAGCCCACGCCCCUGGUCUCCUGUGCCGUGGAGUCUGCAGCCAAGGUUUAUCCCAAGCAACCAGUGGCUUUCUUCAUGAAGGGGCUGAGUAAUGCCACCCAACUGCUCCCCAACUCCAGCUACCCAGCCUUGUCCCUGCUCUUGGCCAUCGACAACGUUUUCUUCUUCCCACUGGACAUGGAGAGACUGUUUGAAGGCACCCCUUUAUAUGCGUGGUACACUCACAUCAACAGCGACAAGGAGAAAUACUGGCUGCACGUCAGCUCGGACGCGUCGCGCCUGGCCAUCAUCUGGAAAUACGGCGGCAUCUACAUGGACACGGACAUCAUCUCCCUCAGGCCCAUCCCGGAGGCGAACUUCCUGGCGGCGCAGGGCUCCCGCUCGUCCAGCAACGGGGUGUUCGGCUUCGAGCCGCGCCACCCUUUCCUGUGGGCCUGCAUGGAGAACUUCGUGGAGCACUACAACUCGCACCUCUGGGGCAACCAGGGCCCCCUGCUGAUGACCCGGAUGCUGAGGGUGAGGUGCCGGCUGGGCGAUUUCCAGGAGCUGGGGGACCUCAAGUGUCAGAACGUGUCCUUCCUGCACCCCCAGAGGUUUUACCCCAUCCCCUUCCGGGAGUGGAGGCGUUACUACCAAGUGUGGGACCCCCCGCACCCCAGCUUCCCGGCCUCCUACGCCCUGCACCUGUGGAACUUCAUGAACCGCCGGGAGAGGAAGACCGUGCAGGCGGGCAGCAACACCCUGGCCGAGCACCUCUACCGUCAGCACUGCCCCAGGACCUACAGGGUCCUGGUUCGAGGCCCACAGGGCUUUGUGACCAGAGGCCUGGGCCCAAGGACCCCGUAG